AUGAACAAUAGUUUUGACGAGUUUGUUGAGGAAACAGAUAAAGCAAUACAUGUUGAUACUAGUACAAGAAACAGUUAUAGAAACACAAAUGAUAAUGUGAAUAAUUUGCUGGAAGAGGUAAAGUCAUAUGAUGAUUCUAAUAGUGAUAAAAGGUCGAAACGACAUCAACCAACUGUCUCCUUACUGCAAACAACUCCAACGAGAGAAGAAUGUGAAGAAGAUCAUCCAUUGAAGAACUUUAAUGAUAUCUAUGAUGUAGCUGAAGAGACUGCAGAAUUUAAUGAUUUUCAUAGAUCAUUAAGGACUCCAGACGUUUACAUUCAUACUGAAAAGAAUCCCACCUCUACGAAAUCCAUAAACGUAAUAUCAAGGCCGAAUUCAAAUCCUCGAUCCAGUAUGAUGCCAAAGAGAAGGUCACUGAUUCAACCAAUGGUUAUAUCACCAUCGACACCGGAAGACAGUCUAGAUGUUGAUAUUUAUCAAUUUACUAAAGCAGUGAAAUCCUCAUCUUCUUCGACCACAAAGCUUCAAAAUCAUGUUCCGCUUGGAAUUAGUACAGAAAAUCUGCAUUCAAGAACAAAUAGUACACAGUUAAUUACUGCUAAUGAACUAUCUAAGCAAAAUGAUAUAGCCUCGUUAUUAACAAAUUUAGCUAAUAAGGAGCAAGAGUUACUGGAAAGUAAACAAAAAAUUGAAGAUUUACAAAAACAAUUACAACUUAAUGAAAAACUAUAUAAGCAGCAUUCCAUAGAACUAAAAUCUUUGAAAGAACAAGUAUCACGACAUUUUUUGUCCGUUAAGUUAGGAGAUCCCAAUUCAACAGGCCAAGGUGAAUAUUUAGAUGAUAAUUCAUCCACACCUAGAAGAAGUGGCAAUACAACUAUGAUAGAAGCGAGGAAUACUAAUACUAGUCCUCAGUCAAAUUUGAAGACAACUGCAGAUACAAAUGUAAACUCACAAUCAACUUCCAUGUGGAAUAAACCAUUGGCUCUAUUUAAUCAAUUCGAUCAAAUAAUUCAACAGGAACUAGAAAAAUCAUUGAAUUGGGACGAUGAUGCAGAAGAAAUCGCAAGAUCAAAUGGCCGCACUUCAAUGGAUAAUAAGUCUCCACCUAACAGCAAACCCGAAACAAAUACUAAUAGAUCUGUUACUUCAUCACUUUGGAGUUUUGUUAAUGAUGUUAAAACGGGCAUACUGGGGGUUGAAAUUGAAAAUGAGGAUUCAAUGUCAGAAACUCUUCGACGGAGAAAUGCACAAAAGGGAAGAAAGAAGGUUCGUGAGAAGAAACCAGAUGGUAUUAAAGAGUUUAAUACUAUAAAGAAACAACAACAACAGCAGCAGCAACAGCAAAAUAGUAACCGACUAAAAUUCAUAGACACCGCAGCAGAUUUUUCAGAAAGUAGUACGUCGUCUUCCGAACAGAAUAAUGAUCCAGAUAACGAUAAAAAUAUUGUAGAAAUGGAAACACUUCAAUGA
Messenger RNA from Naumovozyma dairenensis CBS 421, 1476 nucleotides. RefSeq names its product Tda11p (gene TDA11). NCBI's taxonomy places the organism in Eukaryota, Fungi, Ascomycota, Saccharomycetes, Saccharomycetales, Saccharomycetaceae. The record is from RefSeq and is a predicted model, not a curated record. The coding region runs from base 1 to 1476 and encodes 491 amino acids. The transcript has a single exon.